Messenger RNA from Sodiomyces alkalinus F11, 912 nucleotides. RefSeq lists its product as hypothetical. The record is from RefSeq and is a predicted model, not a curated record. Gene Ontology annotation, cellular component: mRNA cleavage and polyadenylation specificity factor complex. Bases 1 to 912 code for a protein of 303 amino acids. Gene Ontology annotation, biological process: mRNA 3'-end processing. NCBI's taxonomy places the organism in Eukaryota, Fungi, Ascomycota, Sordariomycetes, Glomerellales, Plectosphaerellaceae. The transcript has 4 exons. Gene Ontology annotation, molecular function: mRNA binding.
AUGUCGAAAUCAACAUCGCGCGUGGUCUUUGUGGGCAACAUUCCCUACGGUCUAUCCGAGGAACAGAUCACCGACAUAUUCAGCAGUGCUGGCAAGGUCCUGAACUUCCGUCUCGUAUAUGAUAGGGAAACGGGCAGGCCCAAAGGCUUUGGUUUUGCAGAAUACCCCGAUCAUGACUCUGCGGCGUCCGCGGUCCGAAACCUCAACGACUAUGAAACCAUGGGCCGGAAACUAAGGGUCGACUUUUCGAACGAAGGGGGCGGAGACAAUGAUAAUGACGGCCACCCUCACAGCCACACACGCGACGGUGGCUCCAACGGCUACGGACAAUCUGCACCAGCACCUUCCCAAGGCAGCUCGCUGCCUCCCUUGCCCCCGGGCAAAGAUCUUCCCCCAAAUGUCACUGCGACCGACGCUAUCUCGCGAACUCUCAAUACUUUGCCACCGUCGCAGCUCUUGGACAUUCUCGGCCAAAUGAAGGCACUAGCUGUUUCCGAUCCAGGACGAGCCACCGAAUUACUACAGCAAGCACCUCAGCUUUCCUAUGCCAUCUUUCAGGCGUUGCUUCUCAUGGGUCUCGUCUCUCCCGAAUCUAUCCAUUCAGUGUUGGAUUCCAGUGCGCCCGUUCCACAGCCAGUCACAGCUGGUUACCCACCUCAACAGGGCGCAAUUUACCCCCCAGUGCCGGGAGGCGCCAAUAACACGCCCCCGGUAGCAGCUACGCCCUACGCUGCCCCCCCUCAAGCGGCUCCCUAUGGUGCCAUCCCGCCUGCUCCUGCGCCACCCCCAGACACCGAGGCACUGGUGCGGCAGGUUAUGGAACUACCCAUGGAGACGAUCAACCUCCUCCCCGAGGCGGAGCGCGCUCAGGUUCUCGCUCUGCGUGCUCAGUUCGGUGGACAGCGAAGAUAA